AUGGGGCGAUCCGUGCAGGUUGACAACUCCAUCCAGCGCUACGCUGAGAGCUGCGUGCAGUCUCGCGCGGCCGCCCAGGUCGGUACCUUGGUUGGGCGCAGCUCGCCUGGCAAAGACCUGCUGCUGCAGGCCCUGCGAACUCCAAACAGCGACGGCGUAGCGCCGCUGUCAGUGACCGCUGGCAGCACGGCAAAGAAAGGCGGGAAGGGUGGCAAGCCCAGCAGUUCGGCUGGAGGAGGGCUGCUGCUGGAUGAGGAGCUGGUGGUGGAGCAUGCAACGAUAGUGGAGCGCCUGCUGCCGGGAGGCCUGGACGUGAUGGGCUUUUACGUGCUGUGCCCCGCCACGGCCUUUGCUGGCACGACGGCCCUGCUGUCCGCGCUGGUGGGGCAGGCGGCGCGCGAGUUGAGCGGCCGGCUGCCCACCAUGCUGGUCCUGCAUAUUGACUCCAUCAGCGGCGCCCUUUCACUGCGGGAGGUCGCUGCAGGGGGCAGCCUACGGCCUUGCGAGUUCAAGCUGGCAGGCCUGCUGGACCAAAUGGUGCAGCUGCAGUGCAGAUAUGAGAUCCGCCUGCAGGUGCCGGUGACGAGAGGCAAGCAGGAGCUGCACGCUGUGCUCCAGUCGGCGGCAGACAGUGCGGUCGAUCAAGUGCACGGCGCGCUGGGGUUGGUGAGUGGCCAGCUGGCCACUGACGACUGCCAGGUGGCAGAUCUGGCCGACGACGGCAGCGGCAGCGGCGGCGGCGGGCCCAUCCCUGUGGAUCUCCUGUUGCAGCCCAGCAGCAGCCUGGUUUUUUGCACCGCGGGGGGCGGCAAGGCGGGGAGCGGGCUGCAGCAUGGCAGCGCAGAAGGCCCCACACUGGGGCUGAUACUCCUGGCGGCCUGCCUGGACUGCCGUGCCUGCGUGCAUCGGCGCGAGGCAGCCACCGCAGCGGUGAAUGCAAUACGGGCCGACCUCAAGCGCAGCCUGCAGGCCCGCAUGGAUGCCUUGCUGGAUGCUGCGGAGCAGCAACAGGAGGCCUCUGCUGCAGAGGCAGAGCAGCGGCAGCAAGGAGGCAACAGCAGCAGCAGUGAGGCGGCAGCUGCGUUUCCCCCCGUUCACCCGCUGCUUUCUGCGGUGGCCCAUUGCAGCAAGCCACUGGUGGUGUCGCUGCCGCGGCGGGCCUUCGUGGCGGCAGUACCUCCCGCACGUGGCGUCUCCUUCUGCGACUACUUGUUCGAAGGGGAGAGCACCCAGGCGCUGCUGGCCCGGCUGCAGAUGCUGCUGCUCAUGCCGGGGUUGGCCACGGCAGCGGUGGAGUGCUUGGAGCAGGCAGCGGUGCGGCCACGGCCUGGUGCCCGGGGACCCCAGGCCGUGGGGAUUUCGGGCAGUGGAGGCACUGGCAGGGCUGACGCGCUCCCCUCCACCAUGCUGAUUGGGGUGUGGGCGGCAAUGGCGGUGCUGACGCUAGCAUUGGGUUACAUGGCGCUUGGGCCAGGGCGUUGA
Molecule: messenger RNA, 1482 nt
Organism: Chlorella variabilis
Lineage: Eukaryota; Viridiplantae; Chlorophyta; Trebouxiophyceae; Chlorellales; Chlorellaceae
Exons: 5
Coding region: 1-1482 (493 amino acids)
Biological process (GO): intracellular protein localization
Cellular component (GO): endomembrane system
Source: RefSeq, a predicted model, not a curated record